GGAUGGAUGCUGCCGAUGCAAAGAAAAACGUCUCCGAAGUUCACCGGGUUCACGACGAAACAGCGCCCCCACGCGUGUGCGCGGCUUAAGGCGGAGCUGCGCCCCGCGCAGGAGCAGCAGCGCGCGCACAGGGCGCAGAGCGGCGCACCACCACCGCCUUUGCGUCAGCCGUCCUCGCUCAGCCAGUGACACAACACAACAUCAGCCCCCUCGCAGCAUCCGCAUCUCAACGGCCGAAGAGGACCAGGAGCACAUCCUCAUCUCAGCAUCCAUUCCACAACUGCCCGCCAUCGCCUGCGCAUCACCGACCCCAGGCGCGUUCGUCCACGGCUCGCUUUAGAGAUAUACGUGCAUUGCUUGGACUAUUUUCUUUGUUGCAUUCACGUCCUCCGAGAUGGUUUUAUGUUUUAGUCGCGCCUUGUGAGGAAGAACAGAGUCGAGACGCGGAGCAUCUCCUCCACAUCGCGAUUAUUUUCUCGUUGGGCUGGAGAUUCGCAGUGGCCAUCCUGAGACACAGAACAGCCUCCGUCGAGGUGAUCCUUACCCCCUCAUAGAGCUCUUCACGGGACGAUCUCCUCCAAUCUCCUUUAAAUGCCCAGAGGCAGCCUGUAGCCCUGGACUCCCAGCUCCCACAAGCAUCGAGGCUUUGAGACCCUCAGGAUCUCCCACGUUCUUCUGACCUAGUGAGGCCAAAGCCCCUGGAGGCCCUCUCACAGUCACCAUGGGAACCGUGCUGUCUUUGUCCCCCAGCUACCGAAAGGCGGCCCUGUUCGAAGACGGGCCGGCCACCGUGGGCCACUACACGGCCGUCCAGAACAGCAAGAACGCCAAGGACAAGAACCUGAAGCGGCACUCGCUCAUCAACGUGCUGCCGUGGAAGCGGAUUGUGGCCGUGUCGGCCAAGAAGAAGGGCUCCAAGAAGGUGCAGCCCAACGGCACGUACCAGAACAAUGUCACCCACCUGAACAACGAGAACCUGAAGAAGUCGCAGUCCUGCGCCAACCUGUCCACCUUCGCCCAGGACCAGAGCACUCCGGCCCUCACCAAGAGCUCCAACAACACGGCCUCUUCGGUCAAGAAGGCCCCCCUGACCAACUCCAACGUGGCCCCCGGGAGCCCGAAGAGGGUGAUCGUCCAGGCCUCCACCAGCGAGCUGCUGCGCUGCCUCGGGGAGUUCCUGUGCCGGCGCUGCUACCGGCUGAAGCACCUGUCACCCACUGACCCGGUGCUGUGGCUGCGCAGCGUGGACCGCUCCCUGCUGCUGCAAGGCUGGCAGGACCAGGGCUUCAUCACCCCCGCCAACGUGGUCUUCGUCUACAUGCUGUGCCGCGACGUGGUCUCCUCCGAGGUGGCCACGGAGCACGAGCUGCAGGCCGUGCUGCUCACCUGCCUCUACCUGUCCUACUCCUACAUGGGCAACGAGAUCUCCUACCCGCUCAAGCCCUUCCUGGUGGAGAGCUCCAAGGAGACGUUCUGGGACCGCUGCCUGUCCAUCAUCAACCUGAUGAGCACCAAGAUGCUCCAGAUCAACUCCGACCCCCACUACUUCACUCAGGUGUUCGCCGACCUGAAGAACGAGAGCCAGAAGGAGGAGGAGAGGAGCCGCCUGCUCAUCGGCCUGGACCGGUGAGGGGAUACUAUGGGGGGGCGGGGGGGAGUGGAGGGGCCAGGGGAGGCGGGGCAUACUCCAGUCUGGCAUUUUAAGGGGUUUUAAGGUUAUUUGUGGCAUCUUUUAUUUAUUAUUGUCCAAACUGCAGAAGAUUAGGAACGGGGUCGGCAUUUAUUCACUGAUGGAGGUCUCCUGGUUUUGUUAUUCCGAGUGUGGUUAGGAAUAGGGUUUAAAAGAAGAAAAACACCCAAUUUUUUUGCCUGUAAUUAUUGGGGCCAGAUACUAUUUUCAGCAGGGUUUGGAUUCUCUGACCUGCGAAUGGAAGCUUUUUUGACAAUAAUAUAUAAAACAAACAAAAAAAAAAAAAAAAAAAAAAAAUGCCAGACUUGGGUAAAUCCUUUGCUAACAUACAGAUGUACUAUAUCUAUAUUAAAUACUGAAAAAAAAACACUUCAGACAAAAAGACCAAAAAAAAAAAAAAAAAAAAAAAAUAGAAAAGGAAGCAUACAUCUACAGCAAUGAAUGUGGACAGGACUGAGGCUGCAGCCGCCGCCCAGUGACUUUCUGACUGUUUGACGGUGCGAUGUGCACUGCCUGCUGCGGGAGAGCGAGGGCCGUCGCCUGACUGGCUUUCUUCAUGCAUCAUGGAUGAGCAGGCACAACCCCCCCUCUCCCCAAAUCCCGGCUCUUUGGAAUGCCACCUCCAUUAACAAGGAUACGACUGGACUUUUUUUUUUUUUUUUUUUAAACAUUUUAUUUAUUUAUUUAUUUAUCUUUUUUUUUUUUUUGCUGUGAUGCAUAUCUGGCUGCCUGAGGAAAAGGGGAGCAGCGAGGGGCCACCGGUGCCGGACCCAUAUUUUUGUGGGUCACGGCUCUGGAACAGGACUCAUCACAAAAGCGCUGCAUUGUGGGACUUUUGAUUUAAGAAGAA
Messenger RNA from Mugil cephalus (flathead mullet), 2540 nucleotides. RefSeq names its product cyclin-dependent kinase 5, regulatory subunit 1b (p35) (gene cdk5r1b). Gene Ontology annotation, cellular component: protein kinase 5 complex; cytoplasm. Gene Ontology annotation, biological process: activation of protein kinase activity; brain development; positive regulation of cyclin-dependent protein serine/threonine kinase activity. The transcript has 2 exons. NCBI's taxonomy places the organism in Eukaryota, Metazoa, Chordata, Actinopteri, Mugiliformes, Mugilidae. The coding region runs from base 722 to 1630 and encodes 302 amino acids. Gene Ontology annotation, molecular function: cyclin-dependent protein serine/threonine kinase activator activity; protein kinase binding. The record is from RefSeq and is a predicted model, not a curated record.